Molecule: messenger RNA, 2772 nt
Organism: Medicago truncatula (barrel medic)
Lineage: Eukaryota; Viridiplantae; Streptophyta; Magnoliopsida; Fabales; Fabaceae
Product: histone-lysine N-methyltransferase, H3 lysine-9 specific SUVH1
Exons: 3
Coding region: 253-2319 (688 amino acids)
Cellular component (GO): nucleus
Molecular function (GO): zinc ion binding; histone methyltransferase activity; protein binding
Source: RefSeq, a predicted model, not a curated record
UAAGCUUAAAAAUUCAUUUUUUAAAAUUAGAAAAUUUUGUAAAUAUUUUUAUUUUAACUACAUAUGUUUUUUUCGCAAAGUAAAAAACAAACAAUCUUAUUACAAAGAAUUUCUUCUUCUUCUUCUUCUCGGAAUUCUAGAAGACUCCUAACAUUCGCUUCUCUGUUUCUCUUCUUCUUCAACAUCCACAUGCUACAACUUUAGGUAUCCACAUGCUACAACUUUAGGUUUUGUUGAUAGGGUUUAUUUAUAAUGGAAGAUUCAUUUGACAAAUCUAAGAUUGUUGAAGUCAAACCCUUACGUAGUUUAGCACCUGUUUUACCAAAACAUGUUCAAUCCGUGUUUUCUCGUGAAUACCCAUCUGGGUUUCCUCCAUUUUACUCAUUUGUCAAACCCCAUCAAAUUCCUCUUCCAAAAGAAGCUGAGGAAAUCCCUCUUGAUGACAAAGUAGCCGAGAAGACACCGGUGAAAGCAGCAGCAGCAGCAGCUCAUGACACUCCUGUUGCUGCCAAAGUUACUCCAAUAAGGGCCUACAAGAGUUCACAUGAUGAAGAAAUGAAUCAACAAGGCGAUGGAGAUAACAAUGAUUAUUCGGAAGGGUUUAUAGGUGAUAAACAAAAGCGUAGUACGGAUAAUAUUGAGAACUGCAAGGAGUUUCUUAGAAGGAAGAAGAACAAAACUCGCGAGGCGUCUGUUGGUGGUACGAGUUCUUAUGUUGGUGUUAACCCGACACUAAAAGAUGAUGGUGAUAGGGAAUCGGUUAAUCAUGUGCUUAUGACGUUUGAUUCGAUUCGAAGGAGGCUAUGCCAACUUGAAGAGUCGAAGGAACUGAACAAUGCACUUGCUAUCAAGCGUGCGGAUCUAAGAGCGAGUAAUGCUUUGACUUGUAAAGGGUUUAAAACAAACACGAGGAGAAGAGCGGGUGUGGUGCCUGGGAUUGAGAUUGGGGAUGUUUUCUUUUUUCGAAUGGAAAUGUGUCUUGUGGGUUUGCAUGCUCAAUCAAUGGGUGGAAUUGAUUAUAUGAGUAUCAAGGAUGGGUCUAAGGAAGAUACUGUGGCGUUAAGCGUUGUUUCGUCAGGUGUAUAUGGUGAUGAUACAGAGGAUAAUAAUGUUUUAAUUUAUAGUGGUCAGGGUGAGAAUUUCAACAAGAAAGAUAAACAUGUGACUGAUCAGAAGCUUCAAAGAGGUAAUCUUGCUUUGGAUAGAAGUGCACAGCGGCACGAUGAAGUUAGAGUCAUUCGAGGUGUGAGAGAUCCUAUGAAUAGAAGUGCAAAAAUCUAUAUGUAUGAUGGUUUAUAUAAAAUCCAAGAUUCUUGGAUUGAAAGAGGGAAAUCUGGCGGUGGUAUAUUUAAGUAUAAGUUGGUAAGGUUACCUGGUCAAAAAAUUGCUUAUGCUGCUUGGAAAUUGGCUCAAAAGUGGAAGGCAGGUUCCUGUGCAAGGAAUGGUUUUAUUCUUGCAGACCUCUCCAAUGGGGUUGAAAGUAUUCCAGUAUCACUUGUCAAUGAUGUCGAUGAUGAGAAAGGUCCUGCUUUUUUCACUUAUUUCACAUCUCUCAAAAACCCAAAACCUUUUGGUCUAGUGCAGCCUUCUUUAAGCUGCAAUUGUAACACAGCAUGUGUCCCAGGUGAUUUGAACUGUUCAUGCAUUCAAAGAAAUGAAGGUGAUUUUCCGUAUACUGCAAAUAGUGUUCUAGUGAGUCGGAAGCCGCUUAUUCAUGAAUGUGGCCCUAUGUGUCGGUGUUUUCCUACUUGCAAAAAUCGAGUAUCACAGACUGGUUUAAAACAACACAUGGAAGUGUUCAGAACAAAGGGUAGAGGUUGGGGGCUUCGAACACUGGAUCCUAUACGUGCUGGUACUUUUAUUUGUGAGUAUGCAGGAGAAGUUAUUAACAGAGCCAAGGUAUAUCAGAACGUUGAAGGAGAUAAUGACGAAUAUGUUUUUGAUACAAGCCGUAUUUAUGAACCAUUCAAGUGGAAUUAUGAACCUAGCUUACUGGAAGAUGUAAGUUCAAAUGUAUGUAGUGAGGAUUAUACAAUACCAUCUCCUCUAAUUAUAAGUGCCAGGAAUGUGGGAAAUAUAGCUAGAUUCAUGAAUCAUAGUUGCUCCCCAAAUGUUUUUUGGCAGCCAGUCUUAUAUGCGGAAAAUAAUCAAUCCUUUAUCCACAUUGCAUUUUUUGCCCUUAGACAUAUUCCUCCAAUGGCAGAGUUAACAUAUGAUUAUGGAAUUACCCAUGCUGGUCAUGCUGGUGGUAGUAGUGCACUUAGAAGGAGAAAGAAAUGCUUGUGUGGAUCAGCAAGGUGCCGUGGUUUCUUUGGUUGACAAUUUGUUGCAGUUGCUCACAGACAAACAUGGUGCUUGCAAGUCUAUUCAUGGCUAAACGAGCAGAUGAGGAAAUUCAAUUUCAAGAGCCAGAUCAAGCCUGGAGGCUCGAACUUAGUGUAUAUUUGCUUUCAAAUAUAAUUAUGAAGUGUAGAUAUUCUUGACUAAAAUUAAUCAUGUUGGUCUCUGGGCUUUACUGUUUUAUGGAUCCGACUUGGAUCAUCAUGCCCCAUUCCUAAUUUUAAGGGUAAAAUUUUGGCGAGUUGAAAUGUCAUGAACGCUUGAAAUCAUCAACAUGCUGAUCUUUGUCCUUUGGAGUAUUAACUUAGAUUUUCUUGUAAUUUAGUAGUCAAUGUUUAUGUUCAUUAGAAGGCUAAUGGUGUAUUUUACAUCUGGGAAUGUAGAAACUAAUUUGUUAAACCAUGCUGUGUAUCUUAUUUCUAUUUCUAUUGA